UACUCAGUGCUAUACACUCUGUGUCCUGUAGGAAUCAAGAAAUACGCAGACAUUGUUUAAUCCACUCCUCUACCAAAACUGGUGUUCCCAAAACACUGUGUUUAAUGUAGGAUUAUGCUCAGAGUUAAAGCCUUCUGCUUGGCACGGUCUGUUCGCCUGGCUGCUGCCUGGGUGAAAGUCUCCAGCAAGCAUUGGUCUUCGUGGGCAAAGACAAACAUUACCUGUGUGCAAAGCUACAGAACUGAGCAAAACAGCACUGGGGGAGCAGCUGAUCAGGCCAAGGGUAUGGGAGAAAAAGAACUGCCUGGCGUUUUGAUCUGUGAAAUAGGAGGUGCAUUUGGUGUACUGGAGAGCCAUGUGGAGUUCCUUAAGAAACACUUCAAUCUCAUCACCCUGAGAGAGUUUCACAGAAACAAGGACGAACUUCGUGAAAAGAUCAAGUCUAUUUUUGUAUUUGAGUGCAGGCCUCUCAUUGACCGGGAACUUCUUGAAAGCUUGCCCAACUUAAAGGUGGUAGCAAACUCAGGGGUAGGGGUGAAUCAUUUGGACUUGAAACUGAUUUCGAGCUUUGGAGUAAAAGUCACCAACACCCCACAUGCUGUUUCUGACUCCACAGCAGACAUAGGCAUGGCCUUAAUGCUGGCAUCUGCAAGAAGACUGGUGGAAGGUUGUCACAUUGCAGCAUCUCCAGAUACCACACAUUUUGCAGUUGACUGGCUGGGAGUAGAAGUUACCCGGGCCACUCUUGGUAUCAUUGGGAUGGGCAGCAUUGGGUAUAAAGUAGCCAAGAGAGCAAAAGCUUUUGACAUGAACAUCCUUUAUCACAACAGGAACCGUAGGAAAGAGGAAGAAGAACAGGCAGUUGGUGCUACUUAUUGUAGAAACAUAGAAGACUUGCUCCAACGGUCUGACUUUGUGAUGUUGGUUGUGAAUCUGACACCUGAGACACACAAGCUCAUUGGGAAAAGACAGCUGCAGCUGAUGAAACCCACGGCUACUCUCAUCAACAUCUGCAGAGGUGCAGUAGUUGAUCAAGAUGCCUUGGUAGAAGCGCUCAAAAAUGGAGUGAUUAAGGCUGCAGCUUUAGAUGUGACUCACCCUGAACCAUUGCCAAGGGAUCACCCAUUGUUGCAACUGAAGAAUGUUAUUAUAACUCCUCACAUUGGAACUGCAACUGUACAAGCCCUGCUUAUGAUGACAGAAGAAGCAGUGGAAAAUAUACAGGCUGUUCUCAAUGACCUCCCCAUUCCUAGUGAAGUGAUCACCCAAUAGUUUGAUGGAGAACAUUAAUAAUCAAUGGCUGGUCGGCAAAAGGACAUUAACCGCUAAGUAACAAUGGUGCAUGAGAAUCAAAACUCAUCCUACAUAGUUUUCAUUUAUGGCCUCCCAUACUGUUAACUAUUUUCUGUAAUUAUAUUCUUAAGUAAAAGAACUAAUAAAUGUUGAUCCAAGGCUUUCAAGCACAA
Lacerta agilis (Sand lizard) is the source of this 1466-nucleotide messenger RNA. RefSeq names its product probable 2-ketogluconate reductase. Lineage: Eukaryota; Metazoa; Chordata; Lepidosauria; Squamata; Lacertidae. Gene Ontology annotation, cellular component: cytosol. Bases 115 to 1272 code for a protein of 385 amino acids. Gene Ontology annotation, molecular function: hydroxypyruvate reductase [NAD(P)H] activity; glyoxylate reductase (NADPH) activity; NAD binding. The record is from RefSeq and is a predicted model, not a curated record. The transcript has 7 exons.